AUGGUCAACCUUAUUAUGGAAUGUGUAAGUACAGUCUCUUAUUCACUUCUGAUUAACGGAGGUUUGACACCAAAGUUUCAGGAAAAGAAGGGGCUAAGACAAGGUGAUCCAAUGUCACCUUAUCUAUUUGUUUUAGUGAUAGAGUACUUGAACAUGGAUCUGAAGCAACUGGAUUCAAAUCCAGAUUUCAACUAUCAUCCCAAGUAUGCAAAACUGAGAGUGAUUCAUAUAUGUUUUGCUGAUGAUUUACUAAUGUGUUGUAGAGCGGACAAGGUAUCUAUUGAAUUGAUGAUGAAACAGUUUGAGGAAUUCUCGACUGUGUCUGGUUUACAAGCAAAUAUGGAGAAGAGCUCACUCUAUAUGGCAGGAAUAUCUACACAGUAUAGAGAAGAAAUUCUGCAGAAGUUGAAGCUGACCAUUGGAGAAAUACCAUUCAAAUACUUAGGAGUUCCACUAUCCUCAAAGAAGCUCAACAUUAACCAAUGCAUGCCACUGGCACAAGUGUUUCUGAUUCCAAAAAAAGUUCAUGAAAUGGUUACUACUAUAUGUAGGAAUUUUCUAUGGAAAGGAAGCAUUGAAGGGAAGAAGGUACCAAUAGCAUGUGAAAUUGUCUGUAAACCAAAAGCAGCAGGAGGCUUGAAUGUCAUAAACUUCUUAGUAUGGAACAAGGCAGCAAUAUGCAAACUACUAUGGGCAAUUGCACAAAAGAAGGACAAGUUAUGGGUUCUGUGGAUUCAUCAUCACUAUAUGAAGAAGAAGGAUUUGGAAAAUAUGAAAACUCCAAAACAAGUUAGCUGGGUGAUAAGGAAAAUUUUUGAAGCAAGGAGAUGGCUAACUACUGGAGUGAAGGAGUUGGAGUUAUAUGCAGUAAAGGGGAAGUAUCUAAUCAGUAAAACGUAUACUUCAAUUAUGCCACAAUAUCCAAAGGUCAGCUGGAAAACAUUGCUCUUGACACAAGGAAUAUUACCUAGACAUCAGUUUGUUUUGUGGAUGUCAUUGCAUCAGAGAUUAGCAACGGUGGACAAGCUAAGCAAAUGGGGAAUAAUAGUGCCUAAGGAAUGUGUUUUAUGUAUGACUGAUACAGAGGAAACUCAUGAACAUUUGUUCUUUGAGUGUUCAUAUUCAAGAUUUAUAUGGGAACAGCUGCUAAAACUCUUUGGAAUAAGUCGACAAGUAGGAAGAUGGCAAAAGGAAACUACAUGGCUGACAACAAGAACAAAGAGCAGAAAUGAACUAUGGAAGAUCCUGGGAAGUGCAUUUGCAGCAGCAAUAUAUCAAAUAUGGAUGGAAAGAAACCUGCGAAGAUUUCAACAGUCAAGAAGAGAAAGUAGGGAUAUAGUUAUAGAAAUUAUAUUACAUUUACACGUUAAAGAACAGAUCGUGAAAUUGGCGCCGCAACGCAGAUCACAGCGCCACGUGGGUGGCCAGAUGCAGCAGAGCAACGGGGCGGCUACUGCUGGUCUGUAUGAUCAGCAGCAGGGCAAUGCCAGCCCCGCUGCUGAUGCAGGAGAUGCUGUCAUGGCGCGAUGGCUUCAGUCUGCGGGCUUGCAGCAUCUGGCCUCCCCAAUGGCAGCCUCUACCGGUGUGGAUCACCGACUCCUAAUUAUGCAGGGAUAUGGAGCUCAGUCUAUGGAAGAGAAACAGAGGCUUUUCAAAUUAAUGAGAAACCUCAACUUUAACAGCGAAUCUGCAUCCGAGCCAUAUACUCCUACUGCUGAAAGUUCAGGAGGGAUCGGAGCAUCAGAUGGUUUCUACUCUCCUGAGUUCAGAGGAGACUUUGGUGCUGGGCUUCUGGAUCUGCAUUCUAUGGAUGACACAGAGCUCUUAUCUGAGCAUGUAACUUCAGAACCAUUUGAGCAGUCACCUUUCGUGCCUGCGGUGAAUGGAGCAUUUGAUAGUAACUUUGAUGCCCCAACCCAUUGGCAACAAAAAGCACAACCAGAAGCUGAUAUUGCAGAUGGAUUGCCCAUAAUUGAAAAGGAAAGCAACGCAAGAGAAAACAAUGUGGCAAAGAUUAAAGUAGUGGUGCGGAAAAGACCUCUAAACAAGAAAGAAAUUUCUCGGAAGGAGGAUGACAUCGUCACUGUAACAGACAAUGCUUGUCUCACUGUCCAUGAACCCAAACUAAAGGUGGACUUGACUGCUUAUGUUGAGAAGCAUGAGUUCUGUUUUGAUGCUAUUCUAGACGAGCACAUUACAAAUGAUGAGGUUUAUCGUGCUACCGUGGAACCAAUUAUUCCUACCAUCUUUCAGCGCACAAAAGCAACAUGUUUUGCUUAUGGCCAGACAGGUAGUGGUAAGACAUACACGAUGCAACCAUUGCCUCUCAGAGCUGCAGAUGAUCUUGUCAGAUUGUUGUAUCAGCCAAUUUAUCGUAAUCAGAAGUUCAAGUUGUGGCUCAGCUUUUUUGAAAUAUAUGGUGGGAAACUGUUCGAUCUUCUCAGCGAUAGAAAGAAACUUUGUAUGAGAGAAGAUGGGCGUCAGCAGGUUUGCAUCGUUGGGCUCCAGGAAUUUGAAGUUUCAGAUGUGCAGGUUGUGAAAGAGUAUAUUGAGAGGGGAAGUGCUGCAAGAAGUACAGGUUCCACUGGUGCAAAUGAGGAAUCGUCAAGAUCACACGCGAUAUUACAACUUGUCAUCAAGAAACACAAUGAAGUAAAGGACUCUAGGCGAAAUAAUGAUGGAAAUGAAUCCAAGGGUGGGAAAGUCGUCGGAAAGAUUUCUUUUAUUGACCUUGCUGGUAGUGAGAGGGGGGCGGACACAACUGAUAAUGACAGACAGACAAGGAUUGAGGGAGCAGAAAUUAACAAGAGCUUGUUGGCUCUUAAAGAGUGUAUUCGUGCUCUUGACAAUGAUCAGCUUCAUAUACCGUUCCGUGGGAGCAAACUCACUGAAGUACUUCGUGACUCCUUUGUUGGCAACUCAAAAACUGUUAUGAUUUCCUGCAUUUCUCCCAAUGCUGGAUCAUGUGAACAUACACUAAAUACCUUGAGAUAUGCUGACAGGGUUAAAAGUCUAUCCAAAGGUGGAAACACCAAAAAAGAUCAGAGUGCAAGCAUAAUACCUCCUACAAUCAAGGAACCUCCUUUAGCGACUACAUUGGCUGCUUCUGUUGAGGCAGAAAACGCUUAUGAGCAACCCCAUGAAUCUAAAGUAUCAGAAGCAAGUAGGAGAGUUAUGGAGAAAGAAAGCACAUCAUACAAUUCCACAAAUGAUUUUGAUAAACAAACCUGUAGAUUUUCUUCAAAUCAUACUUUCAAUUGUCUGGAGGAAGGAGCAAAUUUUGGUGGGACAGAUAGGGACAGGUUUGAGGUUAAGAAUAGCUAUGGUGUUCCAGCUGGUCAAAGAAUGAUCUCGGCAUCAAAUUUGCAGAGCUCAACUGAUACAGAGGACAAGGUGCAGAAAGUGUCUCCACCUCGGAGGAAAGUUUAUCGUGAUGAGAAACUUGAAAAGCCGGGAAAAUGGUCAAGAAAAGAUGUAUCAAGCUCUGAGUCAUUCUCAACAAGUUAUAAACAGCAAAGCGCAAGUAUUCCUAAUAUAAGAAGUAAUGGGUCGGGACAAAAUGAACCUAGUUCACCCCCUUGUGAUGAGAAUAUCAAUGAAUUACUGCAGGAAGAAGAAGCCCUGAUGGCUGCGCACAGGAAAGAAAUUGAAGAUACAAUGGACAUUGUUCGUGAAGAAAUGAAACUGCUGGCAGAAGUAGAUCAGCCUGGAAGUCUAAUAGACAAUUAUGUAUCGCAGUUGAGCUAUGUGCUGUCACGAAAAGCAGCAAGCCUGGUUAGCCUUCAGGCUCGCCUUUCCAGAUUCCAGCAUCGAUUGAAAGAGCAGGAAAUACUGAGUAGAAAGAGGGUACCACGCUAAGGCAACAAUUUAGUUGCAUUUGAAGUGGUCUCCUUUUCUCCCUGGUAUAAUCUGUCCCUUUGAAACAUUCAAGAAUAGCUUAAUCUAUCUUGCCAACACAAACCAUCAGGUGAAGUUACGUUGUGCAGAUGUACAGAAAACAAAGCAGUGGUUGUUGUCUUAUGAACUUGAACUAAAGGAACUAUAGACAUACAUUCAUGCUGAUUAACAAGUUAAGAAGCAAUGCUGUGUUGUCGUGAUCAGAUUUGGACUUGCUGAAACGUGGACAGAGAUCCACAUCUAUUACUGUGUUGUCGAAUUUCAUGUUGUGCAAUGUCGCCAAAGUAUAGGUUUCUGGGAAGAUAGAUGUGUAUUUGUAACUUAACUUUUACUAUAUGUUCUCUUGCAACAAUAUGAUUGAUUCAAUGAUUUCACUCUGUAUCAAACAUUUAUUUUAUUUUUAUUUUGCGCUAGCAUUUCUCAUG
Nicotiana tabacum (common tobacco) is the source of this 4322-nucleotide messenger RNA. Lineage: Eukaryota; Viridiplantae; Streptophyta; Magnoliopsida; Solanales; Solanaceae. The record is from RefSeq and is a predicted model, not a curated record.